Messenger RNA from Guillardia theta CCMP2712, 1998 nucleotides. RefSeq lists its product as hypothetical. The transcript is spliced from 6 exons. The coding region runs from base 1 to 1998 and encodes 665 amino acids. The record is from RefSeq and is a predicted model, not a curated record. Lineage: Eukaryota; Cryptophyceae; Pyrenomonadales; Geminigeraceae.
AUGGCAGUCGAAGCUCAGGAUGCGCUCAUGCAGGAAUUGCAAGAAUACCAGGCUCGUUUGCGAAAACUCGAGGCCCACAGAAACGACUGGCAGCUUGAGACGGCUACGUAUGUGGAUCAAGCAAUAUCAAGUUUUUCUAGUUUCAUGGAUCAAUGGAUAUCCAAACAGAUGCAAAUAUUGAGUAGCUUGGAGGUAGAGCAGAUUCGAGCACGUCAGCGGAGUCAUCUUGUGGAGUGUAGGGCGAUAGAGGCGAUGGGUCGAAUCGAGAAUGACAUCGCAGCAGCGAGAAUGGAGGAGUUCGAGCUUGUUGAGAAAGAAAAGCUUGCCCACGCCGAGACACAUGAAGCCUUGUGCAAAGCAAAGAUUGAGAUCUCGACCCUUCACGAUAAAGCAAGAGCGAGGGAGAGAUUGAUUGAAACUCUGCAGAGCAAAGUCAACAAGUUCGAGGAGCAAACGCAUCUGCUUGAAUCUGAAUUGAACAGAAGAAGCCUGGAAUUCAUGGACAAAGACAAAGAAUUGACCAAGUGCAGAGAAAGGCUUACAAUGGCUUCAAAUCAGAGUACUGAGUCAUUGCUUGCCUGCGAAAAAUUGAAAGCUCAAGUAGAAUCAUCAGAUUAUAUCCUUCGAACAGUUUCUGCUCUCAUGAAAUGCAGUAUAAGUGAUCUGCCUGGUAAGGUUGACGCACUUUCACACGACUAUGCCUCUCUCCAAGAAAAAUAUUCCUCCUGUUUGCAAGAACUGGAUCGACAGCAUAAGGUGGAUGAAGAGAAGCUCAGAAAUUGCUCCCACUCUCUGCAGGCACUUGAGAAAAAUUGUACUUCUCUGGAGGUUAGGUUGGAAACGACCGAAAAUUGGUUGAUUCUGUGCUGCAAACUUAUGAAUGUGGAUGACUACAGUCUGUUGCCAACGAAAACUGAGCAACUUUUGAAUGAAUAUUCAUGUAUUCGAGCAACUGUAUCAAAAUACGAGAACAGAAUUGAAACACUAGAGAAGACUUCACUCAUCUUCAAGAACGAAAUGAACGAGGUGAUCUCAAGGCAAGAAAAUGAAAAUCAGUUGCUGCAGAAUAGGCUGCAAGAACUGCAAAGCAGUUUAGACCAACAAUUAAGAAAAACAUCUUGUGAAACAGAAAGAAACUUGGAGCUUGAAAGAACAGUUUCCAUUUUGAAGUCUGAGCUUGAGAAUCUUUCCUUCAAAAACUAUGAGCUUGGUGCACUCAAUGCCUCUUUGAAUUUAGCACUGAAGGAUACCGAAGCAAACGCAAGAGCCUUACAGCACAAGUAUCAAUCGUAUGAAUACUUAUGCCAGAAUUUAGAGCGAGAGAACGAGCAACUGCUUGGAGUCAAUCACGCAUUACAAAAUGCAAAAAUGAAUUGCGUACAAUCUUCUUUGAAUCCUUCAUAUGCAUCGAUGCGAAAUGAAAAUGAGGCUCUCAGAGAUACCGUCAUGAGCCUUGAAAAGACCUGUGUUAACCUGGAAACACAGAAGAAAGCAGCUCUCAAGAAUCAAGAUCUGCUGCUAAAUGAACUGCGGAAUCUUCGACAACCUGAUGAUCAGUUGCUUCGAACGCACAAUGAGAGACUCUCCCAGAAUGCCAAAGGGUCUUUGGGGAGCCUAGAAUACUCCGAAUUUCCAUCACAGAAACUGCUUCAGAAAGAAGUUGAUGACAUAUCCAUCUUUUUGAAAGGACAAGCCUAUGCAAGCGACGAUAAGAGCAGACACAGUUUCAAAGCGAAGCAUCUGCGGGAAUUUUUUUCAACUGCAAAAGACAGCACGGCCAAAAAUGGGUCUGAGGAUUUGAUCAAAGACAACCAUCAAGAUCGAGUCAAGACAUUCUCUGCUGGAAAGUCUAGUAUCUUCAAGCCAUAUUCAGCCGCACAGCCAAGAAGGCCAUACAGCACUCUGGGCAUGCGCUCUCAGGAUGACUACAAUACGCGAUGGUUGAAGGAUGUUGAGUAUAAACUACUCCGAAGGCCAACGAAUGACGAGGAAGUUUAG